CCAACUAUCCCUACCUGAUUGAAAAGUAACUAAACGAUCAAAACGAUUUUUCUUGUAGCUUUUUAUGGUCACGUUCAGUGGAUCAAAAUAUGCAAAAAACUCUAUUAACAUAAAAAUUAAACCGGUAUUGCAUAUGAAAACUUUGAAUUCCCUCACAUUGUUCAUUAAAGGAUUUUUAGGUUGAUGAAAUGUCUCGACGACCGAAGCCUGGACUUAAAGUUAUUGUACAGGAAACCCCAGUCGAAGUAAAAGCGCCUGGGAAUUUAGAUUCUCGCACCACAAUUACUAUAGGAGACAAAACGUUCGAUGUGGAGGCCGAUGAUUUGGAGAAAAUAUCCGACUUGGGUAGAGGUGCAUAUGGAGUAGUUGAGAAAAUGCGACAUAUCCCUAGUGGUACCAUUAUGGCUGUUAAGCGUAUAACAGCUACCGUGAACACCCAAGAACAAAAAAGGCUGCUAAUGGAUCUGGAUAUAUCCAUGAGAAGUAGCGACUGUCCAUAUACAGUUCAAUUCUACGGCGCUCUGUUUAGAGAGGGCGAUGUGUGGAUCUGUAUGGAAGUGAUGGACACAAGUUUAGACAAUUUCUACUUGAAAGUCUAUAAAAAUGGACAAAAAAUUCCUGAAUACGUGUUAGGUAAGGUAGCUCUUGCCGUUGUUAGUGCACUUCACUAUCUUUACUCUGAGCUGCACGUAAUUCAUCGAGAUGUCAAGCCAUCCAAUAUUCUAAUAAACCGAGAUGGCGAAGUAAAAAUGUGCGAUUUUGGUAUCAGUGGCUAUUUAGUGGACUCAAUUGCCAAAACUGUGGAUGCCGGCUGUAAACCGUAUAUGGCGCCAGAAAGAAUAGAUCCACAAGGUAAUCCAUCACAGUACGACAUUAGAUCGGAUGUGUGGUCUCUUGGGAUCUCUUUAAUCGAACUAGCCACUGGCAAGUUUCCCUACCCAAAGUGGGGCACACCUUUUGAACAGCUCAAACAAGUUGUGGCUGGCGAACCGCCAAGGUUGCCAUCCGACGGACAAUUUUCGACAGAGUUUGAAGACUUUAUAUCUAAAUGUUUACAAAAGAAGUAUAUUGACAGAUGGAACUAUAGUCAAUUGCUUGAACAUGAAUUCCUAAACAAACAUCGUGACCUGAACACUGAUAUUUCAAGCUUCAUUGGAGAGAUAUUAGACUUGCCGAAUUCAAACCCCUGAGACUCAUGCACGGUAUCUUAGCGCUUAAUUUUCUGGCAAUACUACUAAGCGUUCUGAAUACCUUUUUCAGAAUGAGUUAAACGUUAAAAAUCGUCAAGUGCUAUUUGAUGAAAAUUUUCAAAGUUUUAAGUUUAAGAUCAAAGUACUGCAAAAUAUUCUACUGACUAAAAAACUGCUUUUUGAGAUUAGGACCUGGAAAUGUUUUUAUCAAAGUAUAUUUUUAGAAGGUGAUUGUCACAUGAAAUCCCUAAUGGUUAUUAAUUAAUAUAAUAACCGGAUUUCAGGCGACAUGCCCCAUUUUCCCAUUAAACUCAUCCAUAUUUUUUAGUACUUGUAAAAAGCAGAUAUUUUCAUAAAACUGUAUUAAUCCUAGUCGAUUAUCAUGUGCGAACUAGUCUAGUGCUAUAGAAAAAAAUGUUCCUUUAGAAUCGCUUAAUUUUUAAAUUUAUUUUAAAUUUGGUCACAAACACGAUAACAAGUGUGGUAUGCGUCUUUAUACAAACUCCUAGCUUGUCAAAUAGUAUGAAUUUCGGAUGCAUCCAACAUCCAAUUGUAAUGCCUUUUACUACUAAAUGCAACAGUUCUUAUAAAAAAAACCGCUUGAAUACUCAAAACGGAAAUUAUACUGUAUUGAAAGCUGGCUCAGGUGGGGACCGUAACAUUUAUUAUAUUUCUAAAUGUAGAAUGCUAUGUUGCUGUAAAUUGUAGGUAUGGAAUAAGAAGAUGUUAUGGGAAGUUUUUAUAWAGAACGCAUUUACCAUAAAUAAAAAUACAAUUUUAUGGUCAACCUGUACCUUCUCAGAUCUUCUACAUCACAUUAGCAUUAUACAUUAUUAAUUUAACUUAAUUCCUUAAUUGAACCUUUACUUUUGUCCUGAUUUUAUUAGAAGUUGCCCACGAAUAAACAUCUAUUCUACUAGAUUAUUAUGGCAACCAAAUGUAUUAAUCUAUGGUUGUUCUAUGCUCUUGAUGUUAUCCACUUUGAAUUAUUUAAUUUUUUUUUUAUUUUCGAUAAAACAUUUUUAGUUGUUUUGCGAGAGGUCAGCAUUACUUUUGAUAACCGAAUUGUGUUUUCCUACUUAAAAUAGUAGUAAUUUUAUCGCUCAUGAGAUGGAUUCUGUCCAUUUUGGUUUUAAAACUUUGUAAGCAUUUUAAAUAGAAAUUGUUGAACAAUUUUCAGUUAUUUAUCAAGUUAAGGAGUAAAUAUUUGAAUUUUAAGAAGUAUUAGUUUAGGUUUAGAGAUGUAACUUGAUUUUUAAGUGUUAAUGCAGAUGUGUGAUAAAUUAAAUAAUAAUA
Molecule: messenger RNA, 2486 nt
Organism: Dendroctonus ponderosae (mountain pine beetle)
Lineage: Eukaryota; Metazoa; Arthropoda; Insecta; Coleoptera; Curculionidae
Gene: lic
Product: dual specificity mitogen-activated protein kinase kinase 3
Exons: 7
Coding region: 189-1190 (333 amino acids)
Biological process (GO): stress-activated MAPK cascade; protein phosphorylation
Molecular function (GO): MAP kinase kinase activity; ATP binding
Source: RefSeq, a predicted model, not a curated record